This is a messenger RNA of Dictyostelium discoideum AX4, 2268 nucleotides long. RefSeq lists its product as hypothetical. The record is from RefSeq and is a predicted model, not a curated record. The coding region runs from base 1 to 2268 and encodes 755 amino acids. Lineage: Eukaryota; Evosea; Eumycetozoa; Dictyosteliales; Dictyosteliaceae. The transcript has 2 exons. Gene Ontology annotation, molecular function: hydrolase activity, hydrolyzing O-glycosyl compounds. Gene Ontology annotation, biological process: carbohydrate metabolic process.
AUGAAAGAAUAUAAAAAAAUUAUAUUAUAUAGUUUUUUAGUUUUUUUAAUUUUAUGUUUUGCAAAACCAUCUCUUUCAGAUGACCCUUUAACAACUUCAACAACAACAACAACAGCAACUGCACUACCAACGACAUCGGCAGCAUCAACAGCAAAGGUAACAACAACAACCACAACUACAGGAUCACCAGCAUCAACCACAACUACAGGAGCACCAACAUCAACUACAGGAGCAUCAACAUCAACUACAGGAGCACCAUCAUCAUCAUCUUCAUCGAAUGAAACAACUCCAACUGCAACACCAACUAAAAAACCUGUAACACCAACACCAUCAUCAACAUCAUCAUCAUCAUCAUCAUCUGAAGUAACAUCAUCCUCAUCCGAAUCAUCAGCUGGUGAACAUCCAUGUGCAACUGAUGUUUUUGAUAGUAUGAGUAAUUCUGGUAAUUUCCAAGAAUCAGUUUCAUCAUCAUCAAAUGAUCCAUAUGAUUGUUAUCUUCAAAGUUCAAAUGUAAAAUUCACAAAAUCUGGUACUGGUACAACAAAUGUUGCAAGAUUAAUAUUAGAUAGUGCAGGUUGUCCAACAUCUUGUUUGACACAUUCUUACUCUUGUGCUGAAAUUCAAGCACAAUCAUCUUUAAAUUAUGGUACCUACACAUUUAUAGCAAAGGUUUCACCAAUUAAAAAUGUUAUUACAAAAUUAUAUGCAAGUACAGGUGGCAAUAGUCAAUAUUCUGAUAUUUAUUUCCAAAUUUUUGGUAAUACAACAAGAGUAAAUUAUGGUUAUACAUAUUUUGGUCAAAAGGUUAAUUAUUAUAAAGAUUUAACAGGUGUUGUAAUUAGUAGUACCAAUACCUACUCUUUUGAUUUUAGUAAAACUCAACUUAGUUUCUAUUUCAAUGGUAUUUUAUUGGGUAAAUUUGAUAGUUCAGCUUAUAAUGGUGUAGUUUUCCCAGUUCCACCACUUACUUAUUAUACAUCAAUUACAUCAAAUCCACAAACAAAGAUCUCUCCAUCAAGUUUACCAACUUAUUCUGAUAUAAUUUCAUUUAAUUAUACUGCUGGUGUUUGUACCGAUUCGUCUGAUGGUGGUAAUAAUUGGCAUGACGAGAAUUCAUUAUUAUAUUUCUUUACAUCCAAUUGCACAAACUAUAGACCAAUACCAAUCUUUAAUGAUAGUUUUAACGAUGGUUGGAACGCUGGUGGUAAUACACUCAUUAAAUUUAUCAAUAGUUCAAGUACUCAAAGUCAAUAUGCUAGAAUUGGUACUGCAUUUAGUUUCUCUUUGAAUUCCGGUGCUGAAUACCUAUUGAUUCAAUAUAACCAAACCGCUAUACCAAUUAAACAAAAUAAAUAUAUUAUGUUUUGGAUCAAUGGUGGUCAAUUGGGUAACCAAAAUCUUGUGGUUUAUUUAACACUUGCCGGUAAAAAGAUUGGUUCAGUAAAUAUUGGAGAAUAUAUUCAUGGUAGUUUAUUACCACAAACUUGGUAUAAAGUGAUUAUACCAUUUUCAAAGAUCACUAUCACUCCAUCAACCACUAAAACAUUCAAUGGGAUUUUAAUCACUGGUGCCUCUAAUGAAUUUUAUGAUCUAAUCUAUAUGGAUGAUCUUUACUUUUCAAAUGGUACGGUUUGUAUGGAAGAGUCAUCGGAAUAUCCAUACUAUCAACUUGGUCAAUUAUUAAAUGGUGCUUCCGAUCAGUAUAACACUGGUAAUGUAAAUUUCAAAUCCGUUAGUAAACUUUUUAGAGGUUUUCCAACUAUCGAGUAUCAAUUAUACAAUAAUUACAAAGCAAUCAUCUCAAUGAUGAAUGGUACAAUCGAUACAUCUCAAUAUGAUCUUUUGAGAUUGAAUUUCUUCUUCCUUCAUGAUCAAUCUUAUAAUAAUCCAAAUCCAAGUAUUGACUCUAGUGAAGUUGCAAACUCUUUCUUUUUAGAUCUUCAAAUUUGUAUUACCGUUCAAGUGGUUGGUAAUUUACCUUGUGUUGGUUUAUCACCAUACUUGGGUGGUCAAGUUCCAAAUGCAGUAUGGGUUGAACUUUUAAUUCCUUUCUCUGAUCUUCAAGUUUAUCCAAAUGCUCUUAUCAGUAGUAUCACUUUCCAAACUCAAGUACAAGAUCACCAAGGUGUUUUCUUUAUUGGUGAUAUUUCUGCUGGUAAUUUUGUACCACCAUAUAAAGUACUAGAGGAUGGUUCAAACGCUUUCAAAUUAUUAUCAAAUAUUUAUUUAUUAUUAUUAAUUUUUAUAAUUUCUUUAUUAUUUAUCUAA